AUGCCUAAGUCCAAAAGCCCAUUUGACCAACUGGAAAAUGCUCCAUCUAGAAAAAAGUAUAUCAAAUAUUUUGAAAAAAAGCGGUGGAAAGGAGGAACGCCAAUUUCUCCUUAUGACCCCUCUGCUAAACGUUUCAAUGUCAAAACCGAAACCAUACUUAGACAUACUAAACUACCAUUACGAAAAUGGUAUUUGGCUUUAUGUUUGUUCUCGGCUAAAAAAAGCGUUUCCUCCUAUGAGUUAGCCGAAUCACUUGUUAAGUUAGGAAAUGAAGUUCAAAUAGAUGAAACACUUAUUGGUGGUUCUAACUCUAAUAGACACAAAAAUAAAAAGAUUCCUCACUGUCAAGGUCGCAGUGCGGUGGAUAAAACACUAGUGUUUGGAAUGGUAGAACAAAAUAGUUACCUGAUUACUCAAAAGGUUCCUGAUGCCAAAAUGAAAACUCUAGUGCCAAUAAUUAGGGAUAAUGUUGAAAGAGUUAACCAUGGAAAGGGUGAAUAUGUGAUAAAAGAUGACCAAGGCAACAAGAUUACCACUAAUUCUAUUGAAAGUGUUUGA
Scutellospora calospora is the source of this 558-nucleotide messenger RNA. Lineage: Eukaryota; Fungi; Glomeromycota; Glomeromycetes; Diversisporales; Gigasporaceae. The record is from the annotation of a GenBank genome assembly.